CCACUUGUUUCUUAAAAGAUUUUUUUGGGGGGAGGGAGGGGAUUUAAAAGAGAGUGCGAACUGGAAAUCAUGAGUCACCUCAAUCUAGGACUUAUCUCAGCUUACAACAGUCUGACAGACAGACAUCUCACUGGAUACUUCAGCAACACUCGGAUCAGAAGACACUUGCAGAGAGCAGGACUGAUCACCAGGAGUGGGCGUAUUGUUCCAGACAAAGAGUACAGACACAAGCUGAUCCAGAGAGCCCACCAGAGACAUGUUCGUGAAUGCUUGGCCCAGGCCAUUUUCCACAAGGUGCUGGAGAUGGAGCGUCUCCAUCAAAUAGAGAUCAAAAAGAAACUGGAGGAGUUUGCAAGGAGGGAAAGAGUGCAUAAGAUCAAGGUGGAGCGCUCUAAAAGAUAUGAAGAAGACAUCAUCCGCAUCUUGUCUCCACGCCCACCCACGGGUGCAAGGGGCAUCCGAAAACAGCACUCUGGGCCAGAGGGGGAGCACUCUGAAUCCUCUGAGUCUCCUGGAUCGUCUCGACCCAACACGGCUCCAGGGAAGAUGCAGAGGCCGGUGCGUCUGAAGCCGAUCCACAGUAACAGCACCACAGCUUCACUCAGACGCAGCUCCCCUUACAGACACCUUGAGUCCUCCAAUGAGAACGACCAGCUGUUCAACUGCACUAUGGACAAGGAGUCCCGGAGACGUUUGACCACAGUGGAGGCCUCCCAUGGCAUCUCGCCCUACUGCCUCCCGGUGAUCAACAAUUUUGUCACCCCAGUGCCUCCAGCCACAAAGAGGAAAGAGAGGGGGGUAAAGGUCACUCCCAGCAGCACACUCAGAGGCCGCAGACUGCGUCCUACCACUGCUUCCAGUGGAGCUGACAUCACUGAGGACCCCGUCAUGCUGAGGAGCUCUGUGCACCAGAGCAGAGUGUGUGUGAACAUGGUGUAUUUUGGCAAAACGGUUCAUCUCUCCCACGACCUGAGUGACAUGAGGGACGAGGUCAAAGUGUUUCAGCAGCACUGUGGAGGAGAGAACCUGUGUGUGUACAAAGGCAAGCUCUGCGAGGGAGAGUCUUUCCAGUUCAUUUCAAGGCGACACAGAGGCUUCCCCUUCAGUUUGACCUUCUUCCUGAACGGGCUGCAGGUGGAGCGGCUGAGCUCCUGCUGUGAGUUCAAACACAGGAAAGGCUCCAGACUUGGCGGCAGGCACGGACACUUUGGCUUCUCCAGUGUAGAGGGGGCCUCACCCUGCUACAAGUGCAUCAUAGCAAUGGGAUUGGACAAAAAGCCCACACCUCCACCAAAGAGAGUCAAAGAGGAGGGAGGAAGAGAGGAGUCAGUAACCAGCUCAAAGAAUGCUCAAGAGAUGGAAACAGAAAGGACUGGAAAGGAUGCUGCCUCCCAUUCAGACUAUGAAAGAAGUCAGCGACAGGACAUGGAGACUCAAGUCAAAGAAGAAAGAGCAGCUGAGGAGGACAAAGUCAGAGAUGAUUAUGAAGAAGACUUUGAAGCAGAUGAUGAAGGCCCUGCAGGGGAGCCAAAAGAAAAGAAAUCCCCAUCUCCAACCAGUGAAACUGAGAUGGUGGUUAAAGAGAGAGAUGCCUCUGAGACUGAAGACGAUGAGAAGGAUGAAGACAUAAAGUCCCGGUCGGGCUCCAGCUGUUCAGGCAGCGACCGGGAGGCGAGUGAUGCUGAAGCUACAAAAGAAUCAAGAGAGGAUGAGAAAGCAGAGCAACCUGAAGAGGUUGAUCAAGAAGAAACGGUUGCUCCACCAGAAGAAAAAGAUGAACCAAACCCAGAAGAAGCAGCAGCUGCCACUGAGGCUGAGUCCGCUGCGGCUAAAGACACGGCUCUACAGGACAGUGCAGGGGACAGCACGGAGAUUGACAUCUCUGACUCCAGCGUCCCCUCAGGGUCAGAGAAUAAACAGAGUCAUGACACCGCGGGAGACAAAGAGGCUGAGAAAACAGUAGAUGAGGGCAAACAGGAGGAGGGACAGGAACAGAAGAGGGGUGAGUAUAAACCAACAGAUACAGCUGUGGAGCUUUCACCUGAAAAUGUGAACUCAUAUCAUGCAUGUCUUUUUUUCCUAUCCCAAGCUAAAUCUGUGCAGGAGAAGCUGGCAGAAGCCAUACUGAAGGAGUCCCACUGCAGCUCUGAGCCCGAACUGAGCGACACCAGUACUGAGGAGGAGGAGGAGGAGGAGGAGGAGGAGGCCACAGAUAAAGGCCAUGAACAGAACAACAGUGGUAGGAGAUUUCACAAUUUCAUUCAAAUGAUUUUAGAAGAGACGAAACACGAGGAAAGUGCUGGUGUUGGUCCAGUUGAAGGGGUUCAGGAUCUCGAAGAGACAUCUGAGCCAAAAGAACAGGAGGAUGAAACGGAAAAACAGCCUCAUGAGAACAGUGAUAGUACUAAAACUGAGAUGGUCAAAAUAGAUGAAGAUGAUGAAAACCCUGCAUCAGAGGAAGCAGCAGCAGAAAAGGAGAAGUUAGAGGACACAGGUGCAGAUCUACAUCCUGUGUCUGAAGAGAACAUGACAGAAGAAAACAAAACGUCAGAGCCUGAGGAAGACGCAGCAGCUGAAUCCAAUGAUGCAGACACAGCACAAAAAGAUGAGGAAAAUGAGGAGAAAACUGCCGAAGUAGAGGAGGUGAAGCCCGAUGAGACGGGGCAAGGGGCAAAAAGCAGUGAGGAGGAUGAAUCAUCAGUAUCAGAGCCGAAUAAAACAACUGAUGAGACAGCAGCGUCAGAUAAUGCAGAAGUGGAGGAGGCGAUGACAGCGAGCGAGACAAUGGAGAUGAAAGCAGAGCCCUCAGAGGAGCGAGAGGCCCUCAGCUGUGAAGAGGCACCUGUAACCGACACAGAGGAGAAGCAGCAGGCAGACAGCGAGGACAGAACUGAAGCAUCAGAAACAGAAGUCACAGCAGAGAACUCAAGCAGCUCAUUGGAGGGGAGCGGAGAUACCACAGUGGAAAAAACAGCAGACAUAAGUGAGGACAAUGCAAAAGAUGAGGGCAGUAAAGAUGAUAUUAAAGAGGAGGAAGCAGAGGAAGUGUCAGCAGCAGAGGCAAGUAAGGAUGGCAGUCAACAAGAAAGGUUGGGAGAAGAGCAGACAGGAAAAUCUGUGGAAAUAGAUGAUGAGGUAGAGAAGGAGAAAAUUGAGGAGGACAGAGAGACAAAUGAAGAACCAGCGGAGAAAACCCUUGACGGGCAAGAUAAAGUUGCAAAUGAAGAGAGAGCUGAUGAAUCAGAAAAGAAAGAAAAAGAUGAGGAGAGCGAAUGUGUGGAGAAUAAAAAUGACGAGGAAGAAUCUGAAGCUAAGGGAGCCAUAACUGAUAAAACUAAUGAAGGAGAAGAAAUAAAGGAGACAAAGACAGAUGCCGAUGAAGAAAAGGUUGACAAAGCAGAAAAUGAAGAGGAAGAUGACAAUGAGAACAAAGCUCCGCAAAGUGAAUCUGAAAAGAAUAAAAAUGUCAAAGAAUCUGAAGAGGAAGAAAUCAUAAUUUGUAAGACCGGAGAGGAAAUAUCUGUGAUGACUGAGGAACCCGAGAGAAAUGCAGAUGAUGUGAAAACAUCUAAUGAAAAUACUGUUGAGUCAGAGGUCGUUGGCGACAAUGAAGCAGCGGGUGAGACUAAAGCAAACGAGGAGAUGCUAAACAAUGUGAUGGAGUGUGAAGACGUUGAGGAAGAAACUGAGGAAGCAGGUACCGACAUUGAAAAUGGAGAAAUUGAUGCAGAAAAUGGGGAGAUUUCUACCAGAGCAGAGAGCAAAACUCAUGACGAUACGACAGAGGCUUCAACUGAGGACAAUAACGAUGUGAAAGCAGCAGAGCAUGUUGAAGACGAAGGAAAAACAGAGGAGGAACCGGCUGAAGAUGAAAGUGCAGAGGUAAAAGAAGUAACUGCGGAGUCUGGAGACGACAAGGUGGAUCAGGGUCCUGACACAGAUGUGGUAGAAAGUGAAGCUACAGAGGGGGAUCAAAUUGUUGAAAAACAAGAUGAAUCUGCUCAAAAAGAUUCAGAGCAAGAAACAGUUGGGACAGAGAUAAAAGAGCAAUCUACAGUAGAUGGCCUGAAUGAAGACAGAGACGACCGUGAGGAAACUAAAGAUGAAAAUGGCAACAAAUCUGACCUGGAUAAUGAAAACAGAGAUUCAGACUCAACCAGAAAUAACGAUAAUAAUGUCCAUGAGGUGAUAGUUGCUUCUUCUGCCGCACAGGCACAAUCUUCAACACCCAUCGUUUUAGAUUUAGGUGGUACAAACUUACUAGAUGAGUCCCCUGCAGUGUCUGACAAACACCCACACUCUGAUGAAAAUGCUGCCGCCGCCACCGCCGUCAACCUCUCUGCUGCCGAAGGAGAAAAUGGAGCAGAGGAUACAGAGGAGGCGAGCAAGGCCUCGGAGGAAGGAGCGAGUGUGCUGCUCAAACCUCAAGCACAAAACAAUGAGGCUGAUAACGCAGAAGAGGGCGUCGCAACAGGUAAAGAAACUCCAGAGGCCCUUGCAGCAGAGGACAGCACGGAUCUAGUCACAAACUGGGUGACCAUGCAUCAAACUUCAAAGUUUUUCCAGACAUUUGUUGAACCUUUAGAAGACUUGAAGGAAGAGGCUUCACAGACUCAAGUGUCCAUCUCAAGUGAAGAAGCCACAAAAUCAACAGAGCUGCCGAGAUCGGAGAGUCCACUUAAGAUGGUGAAGAUGUCUGAAAAUGAAGAAGAAGAGCAAAUGCAUAAAGAUGGAAAUGAGACAACGGAAAAAAACAAAGUGGGAGCUGUAGAGUCAGAACUCGAGAGCGAACAAACUGAAGAUGGUGAACGUCAUGAGAACGAGCCUGCCAGACAUACACUCCAGGACAAGGAGGAGACUGAGGUGCAGGAGUUAAUACCAAAAACAGAGACUGAAGACAAUGAAGAAGAGUCUACAAACGGGCAAAGAAAAGGAAGCAGGGGAUCUCUAGAGGAAGACAAAGUUCAAGAUGAACCAACUCUGACGCAAAAUGAGAUUUCCAAAACUGAAGUGGAAAGCAUUGCAGGUACUCAUCAUUCAGUUGCCAGUGGCAAACCUGAGAGUGUCAUAGAGAACCAAAGUGGAGAGGGAACUAUGGAUAAUGGUCCAGACUUGAAUGAAAAACAAACAGAAACUGAAGAGAUUAAAGGUCUCUUACCUUCAUCCAAAACAGAAGAGCAUUGCGAGCAUUCAGCGAGUCCAGAUGGACUGAAAGACAUAGAGGAAACGCAGGGAAAAACAGAAGAACAAAGUCACGAAGUUACAGAAAUAACUGAUUUUACAACAUCCAAGUCUGAAGAUGGAAGCCAAGAGGAGUCCCACAACGGAGAGAUCCAACCCAAACCGACUGAUGGGAGCAUCAACGGAGAGAGAAGAGACGUGCAGCUGAUCCAGGACAUCAAACACACUCUCAGUAAAGACAGACUGAGCACUUUCUCAGUGGAUGAGACAUUGUUUGGUCGCAGUUCAUAUCCUUCGCUGACUGCUGCACGGACAGAGAGUGGACAUUAG
Seriola dumerili (greater amberjack) is the source of this 5511-nucleotide messenger RNA. RefSeq names its product glutamate rich 3 (gene erich3). The coding region runs from base 70 to 5511 and encodes 1813 amino acids. Lineage: Eukaryota; Metazoa; Chordata; Actinopteri; Carangiformes; Carangidae. The record is from RefSeq and is a predicted model, not a curated record. The transcript is spliced from 15 exons.